AUGUCUGGCCUGGGUUCCGGCUCUGGAGCGGGAACAACACCUCUCCCCCACCGCUCAGUCGCCAACAUCCGCUCCCCACACACCAGCGGCAACACCAAUCCGUCAACCCCCUCUUCCAGCAGCCGUCCUGUUCCCACCUCCAGCUUUGGUUCCCCGUCCAGUUUGAGAGCAGAUGAAGAUAUCCUCAUUCUCGAACUUGGCUCCCGCAAACUGCAAAUAGGGUUCGCCGGGGAUGCCUGUCCGAGGGGCACGGUCUGGUUCACUCCAUCACAGCUCCGCCGGGUGGGAGACUUCCGGGACUGGUCCUCCGAGUCCAAAACCAAUGUGGACUGGAAGACGAAAAAAGUGACGGGCGAGAAGUGGUGGACCAGGGAUCACGAGCUUUGGGAGUAUGAUGUGCGGGAGGUCGAUCUAGGUCUCAUUGGGGACAAGGUAGAGAGGGCGCUCAGAGAAGCUCUUACAAAAUACAUGCUGAUCGAUUCUCGGCCACGGAGAAUGGCGUGCGUGCUGCCCUCUAGCCUUCCUCUUCCCAUGUUAUCGGCAGUACUAGACAGCCUCUUUACACGGUUUCAGCCGCCCACCAUAUCGCUGUUUUCGUCCCCCGUUGCACUGACAGUCGGUGCUGGGGUUCGUUCUGCUCUGAUUGUUGAUCUCGGUUGGAGGGAGACAGUUGUUACCAGUGUUUACGAGUUUCGCGAAGUCAACACCAAGCGUAGUGUUCGUGGGGGGAGAUUGCUUGUGGAACAGACACACAAACUUCUCGCCAGACACCUCCCCGAAAAUCAGAAAAAGAAGGAGGGCACAACCUCCGAAGAUACCCAAGAUUACGACCUGAGCUUUGAGGAAUGCAACGACAUUGCUACUCGGAUGGUUUGGUGCAAGCCACAUCUAUCUUCUCCCAAAGCUCACAAAUCAAAGGAAGGUCUGCCCACCCUCCACGAACAAGAUGAAUCAGACUCUACGGAAGCCGAGUCCCCAACUGAGGCCUCAAAGACGGCCAGAAUUCCACUGCAAUCAUGUCGAUCACCGACCACGAUAGAGCUUCCCUGGGCAGCCCUUGCAGAACCCAGCGAGAAUGCCUUCUUUGACUCCCAGUACUCAGAGAGCAGCUUUGACGAUCAUGAGCUACCUUUGCCUCUGCUUGUCUACCGCAGUCUUCUGCAGCUACCCCUGGAUGUUCGGGCACUUUGCAUGUCUCGCAUCAUUUUCACGGGUGGCUGUGCUAGCGUUUUGGGACUACGUGGCCGUAUUUUUGGCGAAGUUUCCAAGCUGAUAGAGGAGAGAGGAUGGGACGGUGUCCAAGGAAAGGGAGCAGACCAGAUGCGGGCUAAUCCAAAGCUGCAGGGAAAAAGGGGCAGUCGGCCAGCGGUUAGUGGUCCUACUGGUGUCACCAGCCCGCCGGAAGCCGUCGGUGGUCAAGAGCAGGAUGGGGUCUGGCACGAUGCAGCCAAUACUGCCCACGAAGCCUGUCCUGUCGAAGAGCAACUCGCGCGAGGGCAGGAUAAGAGACCAAGGGUGCAGGGGAAGAUGAGGGCCAUUGAGUCUGUCGGGGCGUGGAGCGGAGCAAGCCUGAUAGCGCACCUUAAGGCGGCGCCUAUUUCUACUAUUGAACGCGAGGUUUGGUUGCAGUAUGGUGCCGCAGGAGCGAGCAAGCCCAGCGAGGUUGAUCAGAAGUCAGCCAGACAGAGCUUUGGGCCAGGCGGCCUUAUCAGGGGGUCUGCUGCUAAUAACUCCUGGACAUUGGGGGUUUGGGGUGUGAAUUAG
Molecule: messenger RNA, 1764 nt
Organism: Podospora anserina S mat+
Lineage: Eukaryota; Fungi; Ascomycota; Sordariomycetes; Sordariales; Podosporaceae
Exons: 2
Coding region: 1-1764 (587 amino acids)
Biological process (GO): microtubule-based movement
Source: RefSeq, a predicted model, not a curated record